This is a messenger RNA of Malassezia vespertilionis, 1329 nucleotides long. RefSeq lists its product as uncharacterized. The coding region runs from base 1 to 1329 and encodes 442 amino acids. The record is from RefSeq and is a predicted model, not a curated record. The transcript is spliced from 2 exons. NCBI's taxonomy places the organism in Eukaryota, Fungi, Basidiomycota, Malasseziomycetes, Malasseziales, Malasseziaceae.
AUGCAUCGUCGAGCGCCGCGGCCCGAUGCGCCGAGCACUCAGGAGAUGGAGCUGCACGAGACAGAGAGUCUGCUAUCGAUUCUAAACAUGGUACGUUCCACGCGACGCUUAUUUAAGAUUGCGUCCCCUCGGACAAGCGCCGACGAGCGCAUGUAUGCACUCGUGCAACUCGAGCAUUUUGUCGCACAGCGCGUGCUCAAGACGCUGCCGGUGCUCAAGCAGCAUGCGAGCGAGCAUGCGACACGCCCUUCUGCGUACCUUGCACAGGUAGACAGGUGUUGCGACUGGACGGUUCCUGUGCGCGACGCGCGGCUGUACAUGGCCGAGCAAAUCUUCGCCCACGUCGCGCGCUUGCGCGUCGUGAUGGAAAUAGCAGGGGACGACCGCGAACUGCGCACCCUCGCCGCCGAGAUGGGCUGCUCUUUAUCGCUGCUGCAAGGCAUGUGCCUCACACACUACCCCAGCAAGCAGCUGUGCUCAAUGCGCAGCGCAUUCGAGCUCCUUCUUUCGAUCGUCGAGUCCACGUACGCCCAUGCAACACACACCGACGCGCCACUGCGCCUGCUUGCAUCACACGCACUCGACACGCUCAUGUGUAUUCUCGUAGAUGCGCCGGCAGAGGUGCGCGGCGUGUUUGAGCAGGUGGGCGGCGUCGCUACCAUACGCCGGGUCAUGCAUACCCACCAGGCUGAAAAAAACGAGGAGGGACCGCAGGAUGCGCAUGUCACUGCUGCGAAAUGCUUCGAGUUUCUACUCUUUUACUUGCAGGCGGGCGUGUUUGAGGAACAGGCUGCGGCCCAGCUGCCGACCCGCGCCGAUACAUACCCCGCGGCGGUGUUUGACCCGCCGCCGCCGCCUCCACCACCACCGCCACGCAGUAGUGGCACUGAGACACCGUUUUACACACCAAACGCCACUCCACGCGCACACGCGCGUGUUCUUUCUACAGGAUCGCCUACCAAGACACCUUCGGCGCGGCUCGAGCGCCGUAUGCCGGAUAUGAACCCGUUCACGCGGCCGGACGAGACACCGCGCAGCCAUGCUGCAUUGCGGCACCUGCGUACCCACAGCACCGACGACCGGCGUCAUGUGCCCACUCACAGCACCGAGGAAAGGCGGCAUUUGCGCGCACGGAGCACCGACCAACCAUUCGAGCUGUCGCAGACGCCGAGGGCGCGCGGGUCACGGCUUGACGCAACACCCCAUCAGCACCUACGUCCCCCAUUUCCUCUGCACCGCACAGGAGAUCGAGACGCGUUUGACAAUACCAUGCGCCGCUCUGCGUCCCCACGCAAAGCGUCGCGCUACGAAAGCCCUACACGGUGGUAG